AUGACGGAAAAUUUAAAAAUAAUUGUACAAGAAGUCAAUUCCUUGCUUGGAACGGAUUACAAUUUGAUCUCUUUUGACUCUCUUUCGCCUGAAUUGCUGUUGCAAUGUCUCGUCGAUGUUUUUGCUCAUUUUGAUGCCUGUGAAAAGUUCGAAAUUAAGGAUACAGACCCUGAAGAAAGUAAUCGUCGUAUUAUCGAUGCUUUGAGAAAAAUUCAAUAUCGACCCGAAAACGUCGAUUUGUUGAAUUUCAAGACUUUAUUGGUUCAUGGCGAUAAAAAAGUUGUGCACCCGAUAUUGGGAUGGAUUGUCGAAAACAAGGAAAGAGUUAAGAAAACGACAUAUCUCGCAAGAUUUUUAAUACCUUUGAAUUUACCAUCAGAAGCCAUCGCCAUACCCGAAGUCAGCAACAUUUGGAAUCAAUAUCAGUCAAUUAUGGAUGAUUUCAAAGAAGCUCACAAGUCUUAUGAGCAAUCUCGUCAAGAAGGAGCUCAAACACGUGAGUUACGAAGCGAUAUUGGAGCCAUCGAGAUUGAAAUUGAAAAUGUCAAGAAGCGAAUUGAACGCACGCAAGGUCGUUUAGAUAAAGUUCCGCAACAGGAAUUGCUUCUGGAAGCUGCUCACAACUUGCGAAUCGAACGCGAACGUCAAAAAGAGCUUCAAAGUCAAAUCGAUGAACAGAAGCAAGGCCUUCAGAGAUCAAAUGUCGUUCAAGAACGCUUCAAAAAGGAACUUAACAAUGCUCGUCUCGCUGCCCAAGGCGCCUCUCCGCAAAAUUUACUCGAAAGUCUCAUCGAAGAAGUGCAAGUUUUGGAGUUUAUGGUGCAACAAAAACUCCCGCAAGAACUUUUGGCACGUCAAACUGAAGUUCAAAUCUUCGAAGAAGUCCUGAAAGAACCAAAUUUGAGUCGCGAUUACUUGUUUGAGCUCCAAACGCGUGUCGAAGAGAUCAACUCGGAAGUUCAACGCUUGGUCGAAACAAAAAUGAACGAACGCGGAACCCAAAACGACACUCUUGGUCCGUUUCGUCAACAAGCUGCCAUUGUUAUGCGCAAAAAGGAACAAGCAGCAGAAGCCUUGGAUCAAGCCAGCACCGAAUUGCGUGAAAUUGAGGCGCAAUUACAGGAAAAACAGGCCAAAUUGCAAAAUACUGUCGGCGAAACGAUCCUGCGAGGAGACGAUUUAAAGCAAUUUGUCAAUACUUUGCGUGCCAAGAGCAACGUUUACAAGGAACAACGUGCGAAAUUGGCAGCGAUGAGAGCUGAAACGGCAGAUUUGCAACAAACUUUGGCAAAUUUGAAGGCGCAAGAUCCGUCGUUGAAUGUCGCGUUGGCACAGCAUGAAGAUGAAAGUCUUUCGUUGACGGAAUCGAGAGCAGAAUCUCCUUCAGUUGAUGGGCAUGGAAUGACAGAGUUAUCGAGACUCAUUGAUGGGCUGCAACGAGCGAUUCAAGCUUCGAGGGAACGGAUUACGCCGCUUACGCAACAAUUGCGCCCUCUCCGUGAACGUGUGACUGACUUACGAGACGAUCGAGAUUCUAAAAAACAGGCUUUUAAUGCCUUGAGCGCAACAUUGAGUGCUGAACAAGCAACAAUGCAAAGCGAGAUAAAUGAAGCGACGAGAAAUAUCAAAAAGUUGGAGGAGAAUUGGCAAGAUUUGCAAGUUGAGUAUGAAAGGUUGAAUAUGUUGAUGGAAAAUACGAAGAAGAAAGAUGCGCAAGAUACGGUCAGGGAAACGCUUUCGAAGGAAAUUUCGCAGCAGGAAAAGUUGCGGUCGAAAUAUGGAGAGGAAAAAACUUACCUAACUGAGUCUCGUGAAAUUCGUGCUAAACAACAAGAAUUAUGGUCAGAUGUUUGUCGCUUAUUCGAAGUUAAAGCUCGUUGCUUCAAAGAAGCAAAAUCCAAUGGAAUUGGAGGAACAAUGUCUCUCACAAAGGAUGGCGCCGAAACAUUUACUUUACAAUAA
Culicoides brevitarsis is the source of this 1962-nucleotide messenger RNA. RefSeq names its product intraflagellar transport protein 81 homolog. Bases 1 to 1962 code for a protein of 653 amino acids. Gene Ontology annotation, biological process: intraciliary transport; cilium assembly. Gene Ontology annotation, cellular component: intraciliary transport particle B; centrosome; cilium. The transcript is spliced from 6 exons. The record is from RefSeq and is a predicted model, not a curated record. Lineage: Eukaryota; Metazoa; Arthropoda; Insecta; Diptera; Ceratopogonidae. Gene Ontology annotation, molecular function: tubulin binding.